CGUCACGCGUCGAAGGUUGGGCGGAAGUUGCACCAACAGCAGCCUGUCACCGGAGCUGCUAGCCGCUUGCUGCCCUAAAAGAACAAGUGAAGUUCAUCGAUAAAAGCGUCGCCAAGUGCAACACAAACUAGCCCCUCGUAGGAAUAUGGAUGACGACGUGCUGACGACUCUGAAGCUUUUGAUAAUUGGUGAAAGUGGAGUCGGGAAGUCCAGUCUCCUCCUGAGGUUCACAGAAGACACCUUUGACCCAGACCAGUCAGCGACAAUAGGUGUGGAUUUCAAAGUGAAGACACUCUCAAUAGAUGGGAACAAAGCAAAGCUCGCCAUAUGGGACACAGCCGGACAGGAAAGGUUUCGCACCCUGACUCCCAGCUACUACCGCGGUGCACAGGGAGUCAUACUUGUGUAUGAUGUCACGAAGCGCGAGACAUUUACAAAGCUUGAAAACUGGCUGAAUGAACUGGAAACCUACACGACACGCAAUGAAAUCGUAAAGAUGCUGGUCGGGAACAAAAUUGAUCGGGACGACCCAGAAGUGGACAGAAAUGAGGGACUGAAAUUUGCGAGGAAACACUCUAUGCUUUUUAUUGAGGCCAGUGCAAAGACCAAAGAUGGCGUCCAGUGUGCCUUUGAGGAGCUUGUGGAGAAGAUCCUCCAGACUCCGGGGCUCUGGGAGAGUGAAACCCAGGGUCAGAAGGUCCGUCUGGGGGACCAGGAGCAGGGCAGUGGCAGGGCAUGUGGAGGAUACUGUUCCAUACCCUGAAACUGGACAGAAAGAAAACAAAAAGCACCAACCUGAUAGGAACGACUACGGACCAGAAGCAGAAAUAUGGGAGGGAGAAGAAGGAGGUGGAACUGGAUGAGUACUUUACGAGGAAAAAAAUAGUUGGUCGAAAGGACUUUUUGCUGUUUGCACACUUCCUUUUCACCCAUCAUCUGUCCCUGCUUUCUGUUUAAAACAUGAAUGAAAGGAUCCUGCAAAAAAUAGCCUCUUGCCUGAGGAAGUAUAGCGUUUUAAAUUGACAUAACCAUGCCGAGUGUACGUCACACGAGAACAUGUCUGGUUUGAAUUCAGCUCAUUGGCAGCAGUGAUUCUGUUGUGCAUUAAGGCAUCGGGUUAAUAGCGUAGUGCCUAUUACGCAAACCAAUUUGUAGGGUACAGUACAUAGCUUGUCAGAUUAUACCUGAAAUAAUUCAUUCUAAUCAGUAAAGACAUCCCCCUCCAAAAAAAAACCCAAGUCUUCUUGUGCUUUUGUGAGUUGUAAAUGUCAACGGCAAAGUACAAAAUGUUCUACAAGACAUUUAUUUGCGAGCUUUAUUUCCUAUAUAACGCUUCACUCGGCUUGAGGAUGAUGGUGGAAGAGGCUCGUUGUCACGUGGCGUGUGAGUGAUGUGUCAUUAAGCACCAUGACACUGUGAAUGCUCCCAAACCAGACGUUUCACAAUAAACUGACACCAGAAUUUUGUUCUUUUUCUUAAUCCACUAAUUUUGUUUGAUGUUGAUCUUUAUCAAAGUCUAUGCUUCAGAACAUAUAGAGGCUUUCAAAUUAACUGCUUUCCUUCGCAUGAAAUAUGCAAGAAAAGCAACCGUAUUUGUCUCCUAGGACUUCCUGCUACCUGUCUUUGUCUCUGCAUGUCUGAUCUGGACCAUAACUUCCACAGCUGCAAGUGUAAGGUUUACAGUAUUAAGAGCUCUUGCAAUAAGAUAUUCACUUAUACUCACAGCUAUUUUGUCUGUCGGAUCUGGAAAUGGCGAGCAGUUUAUUUUUCAGUUGGCCUGUAAAGUAGUUUUCUCCUCUUUUUAUUUAGUCGUGUGUGUGUGUGGUGCUGUGGUCCAUUCAACGUCCCAGCGGCUUAUUGAAGGCAUUUCUCACACGUCAUUGUAUGAGACAUUCCUCAGAGCAUUGUUCCUUCAUGUCUUCAGGAUGCAUUUGAUGUAUUGUUUGAAUUCCUUUUCUUGUUUAAAAUCAUGCUGACCUUUUUAUCCCUGUACUUUUCUUUUCCUGUUGCGUUUGCUGCACUUCUAUUUGAAUCCUAUUCAGCAAUAUGUUAAUUUGAUAUUAUCUGCCUUAACAUUGAAUGACAUGUGCUAGAGUUAUGGCCCAGUAACGUUUGUAUCGUUUCAAACUGAAAUAAAUGACAACCUAGA
Molecule: messenger RNA, 2149 nt
Organism: Cottoperca gobio
Lineage: Eukaryota; Metazoa; Chordata; Actinopteri; Perciformes; Bovichtidae
Product: ras-related protein Rab-18-B-like
Exons: 7
Coding region: 146-763 (205 amino acids)
Molecular function (GO): GTPase activity; GTP binding
Source: RefSeq, a predicted model, not a curated record